UUAAAAAUGGAUCUUAAAGAAUUUGAAAACUGUUGUACCCAAUAUCGUAAUAGUGAUCAAUACGAUUUUAUUACAAUUUGUAUGUCUUUAAAAAGUGCAAAAGAUUUUUUAAAUGAUUUUAAAUCUCAAGAGUAUUUGGCAUCAUGUAACAGAAAAAAUAUUUAUCGUGGCUUUGUUGCAAUGGAAAUAAUUUUGGAGUACUGUCAAAACUUCAAAAACCUAUAUUAUGUAAACCAAUUUCUUAAAGAAUUAGAGCAACCAUUUGGUUCAAUGAAUAAAAAACAAGAAAUGAUUGAAGGUUUAGAAUGUGCAAUUAAAAUCUUUGAUGAUGACCUUUCACUUUUCAAAGAGAAAUUAAAAAAUUAUGAAAUUAAAUCGAUGUAUCAUGCAAUGUUAAUCCUUAUCAAUAAAGAAAGAUCUGUAAUCCCAGAAUUGGCUGAAAUAUUUAGAGCGAAUAAAGUUGAAGCAUGGUCCAUUGGUCGUUCCAAUGAUAUUUUAAAAAUCAAUUGUUGGGGUCCACUAGAACAAUCAGAUUUUUAUGAACAAACCAAUUUGUUAUUAAAAAAAAAAGGUUACUCCAUUGAUAAUUUACUAUUUAAAAUGAUUUUUAAUUAUGAAUCAUUUAAUAAUUUUAGAAACUAUGAUUGUUUUGCUUGA
This is a messenger RNA of Dictyostelium purpureum, 657 nucleotides long. RefSeq lists its product as uncharacterized. The record is from RefSeq and is a predicted model, not a curated record. The transcript has a single exon. Lineage: Eukaryota; Evosea; Eumycetozoa; Dictyosteliales; Dictyosteliaceae. The annotation marks the transcript as partial.